AUGGCGGAUCCAACGCUUUUUGCCCUUGCCCCGGUACAGCUGCCGGCUAUUUCCGGGUUGAAAGCGAAGACCAAGAAGGUAAUCGUAGUACGGCGCACAACGAGGCCCUCAGAGAAUGGAGAGAGCACCUCUAGUUCUGUCCCCACCUUGCCCAUCAUCAAGCAGAGGGAGUCGUGGACUGAGAGGGCUUACAGCACUUCGCCAAUCAGCGAAUGGAGAGAUACUGCAGCUCAGCAAGCUACAAGCAGUAGGACUGAGCUGGGGCAACUGCCUUCUCUUGGGGCGUCUGCUGACCACUUCUUAGUUGCUGAUGUCAGCUCGCAGAGAUCUGCAGAGCGUGACGUCAGCCAGGAUGCAAACCCCGACGAGUUUGGAGCGCUUAUCUUGGCCAACACAGCAAGAAUCAAGCAGGAAUCCCUCCAGGAGAGCUCCUCACAGUCAGAUGCGGCAGCGCAACUGGCAAACGAAAGCUCAGAGCUGACAUCAGGUUCAGACAUCCGAGAAGAUUACCCGCCAGAGAUUGCGGCUGCGAUUCAGGCUUCUGAGGAUGGAGGGGCUGCAAUCAAAGAGGCGUACGAGCGAAGACGGCAGCAUAGGCGGGAGCUUGCCAUGCAGGCAAGCCUCCUCCACCAGCAGCAGCAAGAAGAGGAAGAGCAUCUGCUGGCGAGUCAAACGAUAGUGGCAGGUGCAGAGGCGCGUGCGUUCGGAAAGUGGCAGGAGGCACAGGACGAAUGGGCGAAGGUCAAAAGGAGCGUGAUGGCUCAGACGGGCAAACCGGAGUCUGAGCUGGUGAUGGAGCGAGGCCCCGAGUUCCGGACCCUGAAGGAGGCGAAGGACCACCUGGAAGCUGCCAAGCCGACCGAAGAAAAGUUCUCGGGGCCUGCUAUGUGGGAAAUGAGUCUCCGGAAUCACUGGACCAUCUCGUAUCCGGUCGGAAACAUAUUCGGGCGCGUCUUCGCGCCGCCCUGCUCAGCCAGACCCAAGGAGCUCGAGCGGAUUGGGCGGCCGGAAACGGAAGCGAACGGAACGGAAAAAGGCUUGGGGACCGGAACAAGGUCGCGGUCCUGGUUGGAAUCAGAAACUGUGAAGCAGCGACAACACAAGCUCAGGAAAGAGAUGUUGAAACUGCAACCAUACGAGCCGGAGAUCGACGGCUUGCAGGUCGUCGGCUACAGUAUCGAAGCGGGUUUAUCCGCGGCCGCGGCCGCGCCCAUCACUCUCAAAGAGGUCGAGAAGGAGCUGGCCGCGAGCGACAACCACGCCUACACGCAGCUGCUCGAGGAGCGCGCGCGCGCGCCCGCGGCCGCGACGAGCGCGCUCCCGGCCGCGCUCGAAGAAACGCCCGGCCAAUCCGGCCCCGCGCUCGAAAUGGCCGCCGGGCGGGUGACGCUGUGCGCGGCCGCGGGAGCGGUCGCGACCGAGGUUUUAGAGGUUUCGAACACGGGAUCCACGGUGCUGUUCUACCGGUGGGAGAGGGAGGGCGACGCGGCCGCGGCGGGGCCGACGGGGAAGAGCGCCGAGGGUUUGGGGAGGUUUUACCAGAUGGACAUGGAGGGCGCGCUGCGGCCGGGCGAGCGCAAGGGUUUUGCGUUUUCGUUCCGGAGCCGCGAGCCGGGCACGUGGCUGGACAGCUGGCGGCUGGUGACGGAGCCGAGGGUGACGUCAGCGACGGAGUCGCUGAUCCUCAAGGGCAUAGCUUUCGAGACCGAGACCCCUUCGCGGGCAGCCUCUCGCUCGGAAGUCGAGGCGGACCUGGCGACGCGCGUGCGCGCGCGCGCGGUCGAGGAGGCCAUUCAAGCGCUCGUCGACGGCGUCCAAACCCCAAACCCGCGCGGGGCGGAGGCGCCGGAAGACCCGGAGGAAGUCGCCCGGGAGAUGGACUUUGUGCGGGCGAAUCUGGGAAGCGGGGAGCCCUUAUACUUCCGGCCGGACGCCAGAGCGUCUGCGAUUUGCGAUGCUGUUAUUGCUAUCGAAGACAGGGCGUCAGAAGCUGCAGAGGGGCAAACGGAGGAGGGGGCUUCGACGUCGAAACGACGCUGGGACGGCUCGGUUAACAGGCUGAACGAACGGCUAACCGCGCUUGGAACCGCGGGUGGAGCGGAGGGGUUAAGGCAGCGGUUUGGGGAGCUUAACGAGAAACUCAAGGUGCCGCCCAACCGACGCGCGCUACUGCGGCGCGCUGUGUACCUGGCGCUGACGUCAGCGGCCGACACGAUCGUGGAUGGCGUCGAAACCGCGCGGGAGGGCGACGCGCGCGGCGAGGCGGACGCGGCCGCGGCCGAGGGGCCCGGCGACGGCGCGCGCGGCGAAAGCGAGGAGGCGGGCGCGGAGCUAGCCGACGCAGAGCUCGACGAGGAGGUUUUGCGCGCGCGCGCGGAGGCGAAAGAGCGCGCGUUCAGGGAGGAGGCGGUUCGGCAAGCGACGAACCGGGCAGCUGAAGCGUUGGAUGGACUUGAGUGGAAUUUAGAAAUCGCCGAUGCGGCGGUCUGCACGAUACUAGACGGAAAGGUACGAGCGCUGCUAGAGAAAACGGAAAGCAGUCAAGCAGAUAGAGCGAGUCUCGACUGGGAAGUCUUUGCUUUGGAAAGGCAAAAGCAAAGGCUGUUGCACGGCUAG
Molecule: messenger RNA, 2616 nt
Organism: Klebsormidium nitens
Lineage: Eukaryota; Viridiplantae; Streptophyta; Klebsormidiophyceae; Klebsormidiales; Klebsormidiaceae
Source: the annotation of a GenBank genome assembly